Scomber japonicus (chub mackerel) is the source of this 1326-nucleotide messenger RNA. Its product is annotated as NLR family CARD domain-containing protein 3-like. Lineage: Eukaryota; Metazoa; Chordata; Actinopteri; Scombriformes; Scombridae. The transcript has a single exon. The annotation marks the transcript as partial. The record is from RefSeq and is a predicted model, not a curated record.
CUGUUCAUCUUUGACGGCCUGGAUGAAAGCAGACUUUCACUGGAUUUCAACAACAGUGAGGUUGUGUCUGAUGUCACACAGAAGUCAUCAGUCAGCGUGCUGUUGACAAACCUCAUCAAGGGGAAGCUGCUUCCAUCGGCUCUCAUCUGGAUAACCUCCCGACCAGCAGCAGCCAAUCAAAUCCCUCCUUCAUGUGUUGACAGGGUAACAGAAGUACGAGGCUUCACUGACCCCCAGAAGGAGGAGUACUUCAAGAAGAGAUUCAGUGAUGAAGAGCAGUCCAGCACAAUCAUCUCACACAUCAAGACAUCCAGGAGCCUCCACAUCAUGUGUCACAUCCCAGUCUUCUGCUGGAUCACUGCUACAGUUCUGGACCACAUGUUGACUCCAGACCAGAGAGAAGAGCUGCCCAAGACCCUGACUGACCUGUACUCAUACUUCCUGCUGAUUCAGACAAAGAGGAAGAAGAACAAGUAUGAUGAGGGACAUGAGACGAGUCCACAGGAGCUGACGGAGGCUGACAGGAACCUUCUUCUGAAGCUGGGGAGGCUGGCGUUUGAACAACUGCAGAAAGGAAACAUCAUGUUCUACCAAGAAGACCUGGAGCAGUGUGGUCUUGAUGUCACAGAGGCCUCGGUAUUAUCAGGAGUAUGUACAGAGAUCUUUAAAAGAGAGAGUGUGAUCUUCCAGAAAGCAGUCUACAGCUUUGUUCAUCUGAGCGUUCAGGAGUUUCUGGCUGCAGUCUACAUGUACCACUGUUACACCAGCAGGAACACAGAGGUACUGGAGGACUUCCUGGGAGAAGACUACAGGUACUCACCUCUGGAUGACAUCCUUGGAGUAGAAGAAGACGAUAACCUAUCUCUGGAUGUCUUCCUGAAGGGAGCCAUGGAGAAAUCACUCAGAAGUAAAAAUGGCCACCUCGACCUGUUUGUUCGCUUCCUUCAUGGCCUCUCUCUGGAGUCCAACCAGAGUCUCUUAGGAGGCCUGCUAGGUCAGACAGAGAACAGUCCAGCAACCAUCCAGAGAGUCAUUUACAACCUGAAGGAGAUGAACAUGUACAAUAUCUCUCCUGACAGAAGCAUCAACAUCUUCCACUGUCUGAUGGAGAUGAACGACCGCUCAGUACAUCAGGAGAUCCAAGAGUUCCUGAAGUCAGAGAACAGAGAGAAGAAACUCUCUGAGAUCCACUGCUCAGCUCUGGCCUACAUGCUGCAGAUGUCAGAGGAGGUUCUGGAUGAGUUGGACCUGGAGAAGUACAACACAUCAGAGGAGGGACGAAAGAGACUGAUCCCAGCUGUGAGGAACUGCAGAAAGGCUCGGUAA